CCUCGUCCUGGACCUUGUCCCCCAAAUCUGGCCGCCGCCGCCGCCGCCCCCGUGUUCCGUCGCGCGGCGCGCCGCUGCUCCCCAGCUCACCCUCGGCCUCGGAGGCAAAACCACCUCUCCCAUCGCCGCCGGCCUUAAUCGAGAGUCCAACCCGCGCCGACCCCCGUCCUCCUCCCAACUCUCACCAUGGCAGCACCGCAGAGUUCAAUAGCGAUGGUGCCGUCGAGGUGCACUGCAGAGAUGCACACGGCGACGGUCGCGGUCGAGAUCUCUGGCUACAGCCGUCUCAAGGGCCUCGGGAGAGGCAAAUAUCUCCGUUCUCCGGCAUUCCUCAUCGGGGGCUACGAAUGGUGCAUAUACUACUUCCCCGACGGAAGCCCAGACGAGGCGAGCGAAGGUCACGUAUCUGUCUUCCUCAAGCUCUUGACCAAGAACGCCGAGGUGAAGGCGCUCCACGAGUGGAUGCGUUUGAAUCGGGUUAGUGGGCAGUCGAUUGUGGCGCUCUCCCGCAAAGGGCCAGACGUGUUCGAGCGUAAAAAAUCUUGGGGCGUACCAAAGUUCAUGCAGACCACUGCUGAAGUAGAGUCGGCGUACCUGCAGAACGAUUGUCUCCUGAUCGAGUGCAAAGUCAGUGUUAUCACGGAAAUACUCAGUAUCUAUGUGCCGCCCUCUGACAUUUUGGAUAAUAUCGCAACCUUGCUAGAGGGGAAGAUAGGAGGAGACGUGACUUUCAAGGUUCAAGGGGAGGUCUUUUCUGCGCAUAAGAUUUUGCUUGCGAUGCGAUCGGCGGUCUUCAACGCGGAGUUCUAUGGUCCGUUGGGGGACAAAGGUGUACAGGACAUAAUUAUUAACGACAUGCAGCCUGCUGUUUUCAAGGCAUUUCUUCACUUCAUCUACACCGAUUCAUUGCCUUCCAUGGAUGAUCUUGAUGAUGAUGACAAAAGAGAAAUGGUUAAGCACUUACUUGUGGCUGCAGAUAAGUAUGCGAUGGAAAGGAUGAAGAGGGUAUGUGAAGGGAUGCUAUGCAAGUGUCUUGAUGUUGAAACCGUGGCGACCAUAUUAGCUCUGGCUGACCAGCAUCAUUGCAGCAACCUCAAAGAUGCUUGCACUGAAUUUAUGUUCUCUUCAAAUAGAUUGAAUGAUGUGAUCGCAAGCCAAGGGUAUGUUCAACUCAAAAGAUCUUCUCCUGAUAUCAUUGUAGAUGUGUUGGAGAGAGCAGCCAAGUCCCGCAAAAUUUAGUACACCAACCUGGUAUGAGCUACUGCUUAUCCUUCAGUUCUGAUUGAACUCUGGAGGCGAAUGCCUUAUGUUUGGUGGCAGAAGGAAUCUAGUCUUACUAAAUUUAGCAUAUUCAGCGUGGGUUAGCUUCUAUCUAGUUACUUUUGACUCAUAGCGACCUGAGAUGAGGGUGCUAUGUCUUUCAGUUUUCAGAGAUCUUUUGGUGGAAGCAGUUGGUUCUAUAAAAUGUAUGUCUCCAAUGUAUUGGUUGUCCUGUCUGAUAUAAGUAUAUAUGAAUCUAUGGUAACUCAGUAGUUAACUUUUUAUGUUCUUACUUUAAUUGCUGGAUUAUGUGAAGAAUGAU
Messenger RNA from Triticum dicoccoides, 1582 nucleotides. RefSeq names its product BTB/POZ and MATH domain-containing protein 1-like. Gene Ontology annotation, biological process: protein ubiquitination. NCBI's taxonomy places the organism in Eukaryota, Viridiplantae, Streptophyta, Magnoliopsida, Poales, Poaceae. Gene Ontology annotation, molecular function: protein binding. The record is from RefSeq and is a predicted model, not a curated record. The transcript has a single exon. Bases 187 to 1239 code for a protein of 350 amino acids.